Fusarium tjaetaba is the source of this 414-nucleotide messenger RNA. RefSeq names its product DUF636 domain protein. The record is from RefSeq and is a predicted model, not a curated record. Bases 1 to 414 code for a protein of 137 amino acids. The transcript has 3 exons. NCBI's taxonomy places the organism in Eukaryota, Fungi, Ascomycota, Sordariomycetes, Hypocreales, Nectriaceae. Gene Ontology annotation, molecular function: carbon-sulfur lyase activity.
AUGGCUCUGACUGGCAGCUGCAUGUGUGGUGCCAUCGCUUAUAAGAGCGACAGCGACGCUGCUAUUACGGCUCUAUGCCACUGCAUUGAUUGCCAGAAAUGGACUGGCGGUGCCUUUACUUCCAAUGCCGUUGUCGCUGAGGGCGACUUUUCCGUUACCAAGGGUUCUCCCAAGCAAUACGAUGUCACCGGUGCCUCGGGCAAGAUAAACCACCACUUCUUCUGUGGGGACUGCGGCUCCAGCCUGUACACUCGCCUGGAUGUCAUGCCUGGCAAUAUCAUCAUCAAGGCUGGUGGUCUUGACAACGGCAAGGCCAACCUCGACAACAAGAUCAAUGUCGAGUUUUACUGCCGCGAUCGUGUUAGCUACCUGCAGGCUGCUGAGGGAGCCAAGCAGGAGCACCUCUUUGGCUAA